Messenger RNA from Clavispora lusitaniae ATCC 42720, 441 nucleotides. RefSeq names its product Soh1p (gene SOH1). Lineage: Eukaryota; Fungi; Ascomycota; Pichiomycetes; Serinales; Metschnikowiaceae. Gene Ontology annotation, molecular function: transcription coregulator activity. The record is from RefSeq and is a predicted model, not a curated record. Gene Ontology annotation, cellular component: mediator complex; core mediator complex. Gene Ontology annotation, biological process: regulation of transcription by RNA polymerase II.
AUGGAGGAACUCCCCACUCGAUGGGAAGUCGAGCUAGAAUUUGUCCAAUCAUUGGCAAAUAUUCAAUAUGUGAAUUACUUGGCUCAGAACGAUUACCUAUCAGAUCCAAAGUUCAUUGAAUACCUCAAGUACUUGAACUACUGGAAGGAGACCAAAUUUGCCAAAUACGUUGUGUAUCCCAACUGUCUCCAUAUUCUUACGCUAUUACAAAAUGAAGAGUUCCGGAAAAGCAUAGUUAAUCCUGAGUUCAUGAACACGUUGAUGAAUGAUAUGGUGAAAAAAUGGCAAAACGUUGACGACGUUUUCAAUCCAUCAACUGAUAACGAUGAAGCAAAAGCUGACGGUCAAAAUGAAAUUAAAAAGGAGGAAAAUGAUGGAGCUGAUUUACAACUGGGCCAAAUACCCAGGCCUCCCGAAAUUGACGUUGACAGGCUUGGGUGA